Molecule: messenger RNA, 1681 nt
Organism: Telopea speciosissima
Lineage: Eukaryota; Viridiplantae; Streptophyta; Magnoliopsida; Proteales; Proteaceae
Product: PAP-specific phosphatase HAL2-like
Exons: 5
Coding region: 21-1283 (420 amino acids)
Biological process (GO): phosphatidylinositol phosphate biosynthetic process; sulfate assimilation
Molecular function (GO): 3'(2'),5'-bisphosphate nucleotidase activity
Source: RefSeq, a predicted model, not a curated record
UUGGUGAUUAUUUUUAAUUAAUGCAGUUACUAUGUGGAAGCCGCGCAACUCGACUACCAGAUUGCUUUAUUAAGAAAGAGAACUCCGCGUUUCAUCAAAUACCGGCCAUGGAGAUGGAGAGGGCAUGGUUCAGAUCUUCGGAAUCUGAUAGAAAUUCGAAGGAAUUGGAUGUUGCUGUUAGAGUUGUCCAAAUGGUUUGCUCUCUCUGUGAAAAGGUGCAAGAUAAUUUGAUUACUAAGAGCAACGAACAGGUUAAAUCUAAGGACGACAAUUCUCCUGUCACAAUAGCAGAUUGGAGCGUCCAAGCAACUGUUAGCUGGAUGUUGUCAGAAAACUUUGGGAGUGAAAAUGUGUCAAUUGUUGCUGAAGAAGAUAUCCAAACUCUCACCAAGCCUGAUUCAGUGGGCAUACUGGAAGCUGUGGUAAAGACUGUGAACCAGUGUCUGAUUGAAGCACCUGACUUUGGACUUACAAGUCCAGUUAGGCCUCUUGGAACUACAGAGGUUCUUGAGGCAAUUAGUCGAUGCAACUCAACUGGCGGUCCUAGUGGAAGACAUUGGGUACUUGAUCCUGUUGAUGGAACAUUGGGAUUUGUACGUGGAGACCAAUAUGCCAUAGCUCUAGCCUUGAUAGAGGAUGGAGUAGUUGCUCUUGGAGUUCUUGGGUGCCCCAACUACCCAAUGAAUAAGGAAUGGUUAAAUUAUCACCACCGUUAUUAUCGAAUCAUGUCUAAGUUGUCCUCUCCCACAUCUGGUUCUUGGGACAAAGGCUGUGUUAUGUAUGCAAGGAAAGGUAGUGGAAAGGCAUGGAUGCAGCCAUUAGUCAGGGAAAACAACAGGCUUGGUCUGUCAAACUUAGCAAGAGCAGUUCAAGUGUCCUUCAUCGAUGAUCCAGCACUGGCUACAUUCUGUGAACCGGUUGAAAAGUCCAAUUCAAGCCACUCCUUCACAGCAGGGCUAGCUCACAGCGUUGGGCUGAGAAAUCAGCCUUUGCGGGUCUAUAGUAUGGUGAAGUAUGCUGCUAUUGCUCGGGGGGAUGCAGAGAUUUUUAUGAAGUUUGCAAAGGCUGGAUACAAAGAGAAGAUAUGGGAUCAUGCAGCUGGUGUUGUCAUCAUACAAGAGGCUGGUGGUGUGGUAACUGAUGCUGGAGGUCGUCCAUUAGACUUUUCUCAGGGUAUAUAUCUAGAAGGCCUCGAUCGAGGCAUAAUUGCUUGCUCUGGUGUUAAACUACAUCAGAAGAUCAUCAGGGCUGUCGAUGCUAGCUGGGACUCCUCUAAUCUAUGAUGUUUAUUGUAUAUUUCCACUGCAUCAAUGGAGCAGAUGAUCUCUUUAUCAUUUAACAGGGGGAAGGCUGUUUCUGACAGGUUUGCUGAUGAAGGUCGGUAACCAAUCUUUCACCCCUUCGCAUUCCUCAGUUACUUGCAGAGGAUGGAGUUAAGAUGACCAACCGAGCUGAAGAUAGUAGGUUAUUUCCAUGGGUCGGUUUCUUUUUUUUUGGGGGGGGGGGGAUUAGCCAGAAGCAUCUUACUCUUUGUAUGUGCUCUCUAAUGCAUGAGCAUGCCAUUAUGCAGAAUUAUGGGAUUCUUCAUGUGCAGCAGUUGGAAUACAAUUAUGAAACACAUGUACAUACAUAUAUAUACAUAAAUAUGCAACUAUUUUACUGAUCCUGAUUGUAUUUUGAA